AGGGGCGGCCGGGGCAGCGGGCGGCCGCGGGGACGCCCCCUCCCGGUCCAACGUGCUGCCGGGGAAACGGCGCGGGGCCGGCGGCGCUUGGGCAACCUCGCGGGGCGCGCCGCGGCCUCCGGGGGGUCCGAGAGGAGCUGCCACGUGGGCGGCGGGGCCGCGUGGGUGCGUCCCGGGGUCGGCAUCGAGGGGCGGGAGGAGCGUGGCUUGCGGCCGGGCCGGUGACUAGACGUGUCUCCCUGGAUCCGUUCUGCAGCGGGGCUGCAGGGCACCAGCGAGCGCCAACCCUAAGCCGACCCAGCAUGAGCGAAUUUCCCUGUAAAAAACGUGAUGACUAUUUGGAAUGGCCUGAGUAUUUCAUGGCAGUGGCCUUCUUAUCGGCACAGAGGAGCAAAGAUCCAAAUUCCCAGGUCGGAGCCUGCAUCGUGAAUGCAGAAAACAAGAUUGUGGGCAUUGGGUACAAUGGAAUGCCAAAUGGAUGUAGUGAUGACCUCUUGCCUUGGAGGAGGACAGCGGAGAGUAUACUGGAUACCAAAUACCCUUACGUGUGCCACGCCGAGCUGAAUGCCAUUAUGAACAAAAACUCAGCAGAUGUGAAAGGCUGUACCAUGUAUGUCGCCUUGUUCCCGUGUAAUGAAUGUGCUAAGCUCAUCAUCCAGGCAGGGAUAAAAGAAGUCAUUUUCAUGUCUGAUAAAUACCACGACAGCAAAGAGACAACGGCCGCGAGGCUCAUGUUUGAAAUGGCUGGGGUUUCCUUCAGGAAAUUCACACCAAAGUGCAGCCAGAUUGUCAUUGACUUUGAUUCAAUUAACAGCAAACCGAGUCAGAAGCUCCAGUGAGUUACAUCUCAUUAAAUCUCCAGAAGAUUGGGAUUGUCCUCUUCUAAGAAGCUGCUAAUGCCUUUCAUCUUAAAGUUACACAUAACUUUUUAAUAGCCAGGACGGCAGAAGUCGACAUCUAAAGAAUGUAAAAGCUCACAUCUUCCUGACUCGCUCUCCUGUCACGUGGAAUCUGCAUCUGUUGAAACCAUCGAUUUAGGGUUUAAAAUAAAGCAGCUGUGGGUGCGCACGGGGCUGGAGCGGCACCUCCCCUCCUGUCUCCUGGUUCGCUGGGACGCGCGUGGCUGCGCAGAAGGGCGUCAGCCGUGCGUCGUCCACUGCGUUUCACAGCCGCUCUUCAGCGCCACGUGUGCUGGGAGGACAAACAAAUAACUGUGGCUGUGUUCCUACCGGGAUGAACAGACAACGCUGAUCUGAACAUUGGGCCCGAAUGAAGCAUCGCAUGUAACGCCCUUGGGCAAAGGAAAGGAGCCGCAAGACGCAGCAUUUAAGUGUUUGCUUUCGAGAGUUGAGGGAGCCCCCAGCCGCCCAGCCACCCACCCAGAAGUCCUGGACGGGGUGCGCCUUCGUCCUGGCAGAUGAUGAGCGCAACCGAGCGGGCGUUCUUUCCCGGCUCUGCUGUCCUGCCCCCCACAGGGCGGUGCGCCCAGUGCCUCUGCGCAGUGCGGGCCUCUGUUGUUCGUGCUUCUUACUCUGGCUUUGUGGGUGACACGGAGCCCUUACAUUAGUUUAUUUGAGUAAUGAGUCGUUCCCGGGGAAGGCAGCCCGUCGCCCUGCGUUGCCCCCAGGUCCACAGCCUGCCCGGGGACGGAGGCCCGCACCGGCUGCCCCACGUGCCAGCACGGUUCAUUUCCAGGGCUGCCCUUUCCUAUCCUGUAAGUGAAAGGGAUGUGAGGAGAUGUCAGUUCCGUCCACAUCUCUUGGUGAUGGGAGCUCACUUGUGCUCCUGGCGCCCUGCCUUCAUUGACACGCAUCUCACCUUCCUAAUCACUUCGAUUUGGGGAAUGGGUAGCAGUGCACCUUGUCUUUAAUCUCAUUUCAUUUUUAUUCAAUGUGCUCAGUACCUUCGCUGAGAAAAUGGUUUCUCUAUCCUAAAGAUCAUGACCGUUUUAAAGUGCUCUUACAUCUUUAUGAGUUUUUAUUUUGUCUCUGAGGUUUUGGAUUCUAUAUUC
This is a messenger RNA of Eubalaena glacialis (North Atlantic right whale), 2011 nucleotides long. It is a transcript of the gene DCTD, whose product is annotated as dCMP deaminase. The record is from RefSeq and is a predicted model, not a curated record. Bases 303 to 839 code for a protein of 178 amino acids. Gene Ontology annotation, molecular function: zinc ion binding; dCMP deaminase activity. The transcript has 6 exons. Lineage: Eukaryota; Metazoa; Chordata; Mammalia; Artiodactyla; Balaenidae. Gene Ontology annotation, biological process: dUMP biosynthetic process; dTMP biosynthetic process. Gene Ontology annotation, cellular component: cytoplasm.